AUGACCAGUAACAUUACGUCUGUGUCUAAAAAAGUGGGAGAAAACGAAAAGUAUGAGGCUGAUUUGGAACAGGCUCUGUCAGUCGUCGGUAUUGGUGUUUACAACUUCAAGUACUGCUUGGUACUGUCGCUGUUCCUCAUCGCCAGCAUCGUGGAGCCGGUGGGGUACUCGUAUGUACUGCCGUCCGCCCGCUGCGACCUCCAGAUGACAGACUCGCAGCGAGGCUUUAUUGCUUCAGUACCUUACAUAGGUGUCGUUCUGACGUCAUUUCCUUGGGGUUACCUCGUGGACACGCGUGGUCGGAAGCCGAUCCUCAUCAUAAGCUCACUAGCAGCAGGCAUGCUGGGAAUUCUAUCGGGCUUCAUGCCAGAACUCAUCAGUUUCACAGCCUGCAAGUUUCUCGCUUCUCUCUGCAUAGCCUGCCCCGCCGCGGUACCCUACUCGUACAUCAGCGAGAUCUUGCCGCAGCACUACAGAGACCUAGCGCUGUCUGUCACCAACUCCAUGCAGAUCUUGGGAUCGGCGUUAGUACCACUGUUAGCCUGGGCAAUAUUGCCACAAGACUUCAGAGUGGACUUCGGCUUGUAUGAAUUCCGAGCCUGGCGUCUGCUUUGCAUCGUGUACGCGCUGUUCUUCAUCAUGGCUGCUGAGCUAAUAGCGUUUGGUCCGGAGAGCCCCAAGUACCUCGUCUCCCAAGGGAAAAGGGAAGAAGCUCUAAAAGUGCUGAGAACCAUGUACGCGUCGAAUAAAGGAAAAUCGCCUGAUACAUUUCCGAUAAAAGCAUUGAAAGUAUCCGAUGACCCCGAAAGAAACAAGAUUGGCUUCUUCACAUCGCUGAGAUUACAAACGGCGCCGUUGAUGAAGCCGCCCCUCGUAAAAUGGAUGCUACUUAAUGGAUUUUUACUUUUUGGUGUGUUUAAUGUACUGAACGGCCUAUGGAUGUGGGUGCCAGACGUGUUGAAUCGAGUGCUAACUGGUGGCGGCGACGGGAGUCUGACAGCAUGCGGCGUAAUAGCAUUGGGACAGAACGUGACAGUGGACGAGGGAGAAUGUAUCGACACGAUAGACGAGCUAACAUACAUGAUAAACUCUCUAGCAUCAAUAGUUUGCGCUCUCAUCGCGCUAGCGGCCAGCACUACAGUGAAAUGCAUCGGAAAGAAGAUGCUGGUCAUCAUAGUGUUCCUGCUGAUCGGCCUGUUCUGCAUGCUGAUCAACGUGACGACGCAGCAACUAUUGUUCGCUGUGCUGCUGACGUCGUUGCCACUGACUGGUUUAGCAAUCGGUCCCGUCAACGCUUAUAGUGUGGAAUUGUUCCCUACGCACUUGAGAGGGAUGGCCGUCAGUUUAUCCAUGAUGUUUGGAAGAUUCGGUUCAAUAUUUGGCGCCAAUGUUGCUGGGCUUAUGAUCAACUCGACAUGCGAAGGAAUGUUCUAUAUGUUUGGAGGACUUUUGUUAUUUUGCGGAUUAUUAACGUUUUUGCUACCAAGAUCUUCACCACUUCCCAAUAAGAAGGAAGAAAUGAUGACCAGAUUAUAA
Molecule: messenger RNA, 1536 nt
Organism: Chilo suppressalis (striped riceborer)
Lineage: Eukaryota; Metazoa; Arthropoda; Insecta; Lepidoptera; Crambidae
Source: the annotation of a GenBank genome assembly